This is a messenger RNA of Diaporthe amygdali, 645 nucleotides long. RefSeq lists its product as uncharacterized. The coding region runs from base 1 to 645 and encodes 214 amino acids. The record is from RefSeq and is a predicted model, not a curated record. NCBI's taxonomy places the organism in Eukaryota, Fungi, Ascomycota, Sordariomycetes, Diaporthales, Diaporthaceae. The transcript is spliced from 2 exons.
AUGGGGACCGCACUAAUCUGUGUGCUGAGCUUUGUAAUGGGUUUUGCAAUCUUAUUUACCACUGCUCUUGUGUUGCACGAGAUCUUUGAAGUGCUCAGGAUAAAUCGAGUUGAUUCAUCUUUCGGAAGCGAAGAUGACUCGGCUGCCUCAAGCACCGCCUCUUCAUCGAGUUCCGCCUCAUCAAAUUCGUCCUCAGCGGGCUCGUUCUCGUCAGACUCAUCCUCGUCAGGCUCGUCCUCAAGAUCCUCUGAUUCCGACCAAGAAACGCCACCCCCAGCAUACCAUGACCUCUUCCCCGACGGCUACCCGCACGCAGACGUGCUAGCUCAGAUCAUUGCAUUUUGGAUCAACACGGGGUUCGAGUGCCUCCGGCGCGCCGCACGCCGCUUCCCGCCGCUCUGCGACCGUGAGAUCCUCAGCCGCCCACGCACACACCUGCCGCAAGAGGGAACCACCGGCGGCCCAGUGGGCCCGUUCGCGUGGCCGCGCUUCGAGUGCAUGAGCCGUCUAGGUCAGGCGGGCGAGCUGCUGCGGAUGGCGGAGGGCCGGGACUCUCAACCGUGCGACCACCAGGCUCUCCUCCAACUGCUCGGGCGGGGCCGGUAUUGUGAUGACUGUGGGACUGCCGAACAAGCACGUGGAUAG